This is a messenger RNA of Trametes versicolor FP-101664 SS1, 678 nucleotides long. Its product is annotated as transcription initiation factor IIA gamma subunit. The coding region runs from base 106 to 447 and encodes 113 amino acids. The transcript is spliced from 4 exons. Gene Ontology annotation, biological process: transcription initiation at RNA polymerase II promoter; RNA polymerase II preinitiation complex assembly. Gene Ontology annotation, cellular component: transcription factor TFIIA complex. Lineage: Eukaryota; Fungi; Basidiomycota; Agaricomycetes; Polyporales; Polyporaceae. Gene Ontology annotation, molecular function: TBP-class protein binding; RNA polymerase II general transcription initiation factor activity. The record is from RefSeq and is a predicted model, not a curated record.
GCAGCACUUCUACGCCCGUCACGUCCAUCUCGUCCGCGAACUCGUCGUCUGUCUGCUUGUCAACCCACACGUUAUCCACUCCUUUACUGAAAGACACUCUUGACAAUGGCUACUGCGUACUACGAGUUCUACCGCGGCUCUUCAAUCGGCAUGGCCCUCACGGACUCGCUUGAUGAGCUCAUUACGAGCGGUGCGAUCACGCCGCAGCUUGCUAUGAAGGUUCUCCAGCAGUUUGACAAGUCCCUUGCGGACACUAUGGUCAAGCAGGUAAAGACGAAGACUACAUUGAAGGGCCACUUGCACACGUACCGCCUGUGCGACGACGUGUGGACGUUCAUCGUGAAGAACCCACAGUUCAAGAUGGAGUCGAACGAGGUCGUCUCCGCGCCGAAGAUCAAGAUCGUGGCUUGCAAGAACGGCGACGCCAUCGAGGCCGGCAAGAAGUAACGCCCCUCACCCCAAGCCUCUCCCCGUGUACCAUACCGGUGGUGCACUCGUUGCAUCACCCCACAUCCCUGGUCCUUCACUCGCAUCCGCACGACCGCUGGCGCCGGAUAUCCGCUCACCCGUGUAAUUGUACCCUGCACCCUAGAACCAGCCCUCGAAGGACCCGUAAUCGUCGCGCUCUCCAUUGUAUUUGCUGUUCUUCAGAAAAUUUGACACCGCAUUCGUCUGUGU